Molecule: messenger RNA, 1020 nt
Organism: Rotaria sp. Silwood2
Lineage: Eukaryota; Metazoa; Rotifera; Eurotatoria; Philodinida; Philodinidae
Source: the annotation of a GenBank genome assembly
AUGUUUACUAUGAUGAUUUAUGUUCAUUGUCAAUGGCGACCUCCUAUCAAUCAAGCCGAAUACGAUAGUUAUGGAUCACUUUUAGCAAUGAAUGAACAUCUAGCUAUUUUCGCACAAAACGAUAAAUCACAGUUUUCUAUUAUUACAAAUCCAACUACACCAGCAUUAUCACAUUACUGUUCAGCACGCUAUAUUACUAUAGAGCACUAUCCAAAGUCAUGGACCUAUUUCAUUUACAGUCUUGCAAUUGGAGCUAAACAGAAUAGUACUCAACUUUAUUUUGCCUACAUUGAUGAAGACUGGAGAAACGAUGUCUUUUUGAGCGUUGUUCGCUUUGAAAAACGUGACUCAGGAUGUGUUGCAAUAGACGCCUAUUUUUCGAUAUAUCUUGGAACAGAAUAUAUGCGUGAAAGUUGUAUUGUCGGCAUGGAUCCUUAUGGAAAACGAGCUUAUGCGGUUGGAGUAUUUUAUACUAUCUUCGUCGACAUAGAAACCGGUCAAGAAUAUAUAGUCUAUCAUUCGGAUUUGCACGGUGGUUUAUCUUAUUUUCAGAUCUUCUUUCCAAAAGCUAUGGUUGUUACUGAUGACAAUCAACUAUUUAUUGUUGGUCAAAGGCAGAUUUCUUCAGAAUAUCAUCCGUAUUUGUAUUUAUUCGAUUUUUCCGAUAUCUCAAUGGUUACUUAUCACACAAGUAUUGAACUGUCGACUUUCAAUUAUGGACAGGAAGCUAUCAAUAUGAAUCGUUACACAUUCAUGUCUAUUUCAAUUAAUGAACGCUCUCGAAAGGUGCUUGUUGGUAUUCCAUCUUUAGACAUGAUUGUAUUUUUGACUUACAAUGUAACCAAUUAUGUAAUGAUUGCCGGUUAUCAUGUUUUAAAUAAAACUGGUACAGGAUAUGGCAAAUCAGUCACGUUACUUGAUAAUCACACUUAUGCUGUACUCGCUUAUGAAUUGCCAACUUUACCAUGGUCUACAUCACAAAUACAGGUUAGGAGAAAUAUCAGAUCAACAUUUGUAUGA